Molecule: messenger RNA, 2085 nt
Organism: Beauveria bassiana ARSEF 2860
Lineage: Eukaryota; Fungi; Ascomycota; Sordariomycetes; Hypocreales; Cordycipitaceae
Product: glutamine synthetase
Exons: 2
Coding region: 1-2085 (694 amino acids)
Biological process (GO): regulation of transcription by RNA polymerase II
Cellular component (GO): mediator complex
Molecular function (GO): transcription coregulator activity
Source: RefSeq, a predicted model, not a curated record
AUGUCGACACCCACGCCGGCGGCAAUGAAGCAUGCCCCUUCGCAGCAGGGACGAACUCCUUCAGGUCAACAGGGCCGCACGCCGUCACACUUUCCAGCCGCCACGCCACCCGUGUCGACGCCCUUCAACGCUGCCCAGGCCGCCUUCUCCCCUCGCGGCCAGCACUCGUCGCCGCAGCAUGUCAAGAGGUCGCCUGCCACCAUGGGCAUGGCGGGUCAAUCGACGAUGGCUUCUCUCAACUUUGACAGUCCCUCCACCGCGGCUGCUAUGGGCGCUCUCGGCAUUGGAAAUGGCUUUGACAUGGGCCUUGAAGGCGUCGCUGGCCUCGACGGCGUCAGCGCAGCCUACGCUAGUGAGGAGGAAAAGCUACGAAGAUUAGAGAACAUCAUCAAAAUGUUAAACCAAAAGAAGGGCAUGGUGAGCGAAGCCGGCCUCGAACGACUCGCACAACGACUCGGCAUGGAACUCCUCUCCGAAGAACACUCUACACCUGGAGGCCACAAAACGAAAACCUUGGCCAUUGCCGGCUCUGCUGUAGCUCUCGAUAUUGUCUUGGACAACAACAUAGUCCAGAACGCGACUCUUUCAUACCACGGAAACGCAGACUGCGUCACAAAACACAUCGACGCCGCUAGCCAGAUACUACUCAGAGACCUGCAGCUCCUGCCUGGUCAAAGCCCUCUCACAAAAACCCUAGAGAGGUUUGCCAUGAAUUUCGAGCGCCUUGCCAAGUUGGACAAGCUAAGCAUUGUUCCAGGGCUGGAUUGCCACGAGGCGCUGGCGAGCAUGUAUUCUAGUUUGGAGCGCUUAUACGAAUGGGACUUGGAGCAACUGCGCCGAGAUCCUGCCAUGGCUGGCAAGCCAGAUUCCCUCAUAGCGACUGCUGCCAUGUGCACCAGGCACGGCAAGCCAGUUAUGCAUGAACGCGGCCAGGUUGGGCUGGCUCUACAGUACUGGAAAGAGACGAGGUUUAUCGCACCGCCUGCUGGACAAGAAGCUAACAACAAGAGCAAAGUAUGGUCGAUGCUUCUUGGUUGCGCUGGAAUUGAUGGCGUGGGACUGCCGCCCGCUCGGGUGUCCGAAAACUGGAUCUCCAAAGAUAUUGUCAAGCACGAUGAACUAGGCCACACUCUGACUCCUCUCCUUGACUGGCUCGAGCCUGACCAUGUGUCUUUACCGCAAUCCGACGAAAACAAGGACGCCAGUAUGGACAUGCUGCAGGCUGACCUGUCGACUACGAGAGUCCCUCGCGUCAUGUUCACAGCGACGUUUGAUCCCCCCGUUAUUCUUCCCCAGACCGAAUGGGCGCGCCUUUACGCACUCGCGGGUGUCGAGCCGCCCAACAUGAACCCGUCCAACGACUUCAACCGCCAGCCCCCUACCUUUGACGCUCUAUUCUUCCCCAUCACGCCAGGCACGCGGCAAGAUCCCAGCGAAGCCCGCACGAUUACUCGCCAACACCAGGUGCCCAUGAUCAACACGUACAAUGAGCCUUUGAUAAGAACGCAUCAAAACAGCUUAUUCAUCUACAAGCCCAUAUACUCGCAGGAACUAUCCGAGUUGCCAUUUGGACAUCCCCGCCAACUUGUCGACAUGCUGCCGGUGCUCCGUCAGUAUGCAUUCUUGUCGACGUUGCUCGAAAGCAGCUUCAGCCGAGAGGAUAGGACUGCUGUCGAGAGCAAUACCGAGUCGGACACGCAGCGGGAUGAAAUCAAAAAGUCGCAGACGUCAACCAUGAAAGACCAGCUCGCUACCUUUUUGGCCUUGGAUGAUAACAGCACAAAGGCAAGCAGUGGCGUUCCCGUCAGUGUUCCGGCAGACUUUUCAAUGGAUGUCAUUCUCUGGGUCCAUCCCUCGCCGCACAUGCAGGUCGUCUUUCCUAUGCGCGAGACGACGGCCAACAUUACCCUGAGCAUUCUGGAAGGAGGACAGGUGAAAAUCAUUCACGAAAACGUUCUCGGCGAGGAACCAGGCCCGAUCAAAGAGAUCAAUGGAAGCAACGUCACAAGAGAGCAUCUGGCCAAGGUGCUAGAACGUCUCGAGAAUCUUAGCAAAUGGGCCGAAUGGAUUCGAUCUCGAUUGUAA